Pogonomyrmex barbatus (red harvester ant) is the source of this 786-nucleotide messenger RNA. Its product is annotated as zinc finger Y-chromosomal protein-like. Gene Ontology annotation, cellular component: nucleus; nucleoplasm. Gene Ontology annotation, biological process: regulation of transcription by RNA polymerase II. Lineage: Eukaryota; Metazoa; Arthropoda; Insecta; Hymenoptera; Formicidae. The record is from RefSeq and is a predicted model, not a curated record. Gene Ontology annotation, molecular function: RNA polymerase II cis-regulatory region sequence-specific DNA binding; zinc ion binding; DNA-binding transcription activator activity, RNA polymerase II-specific.
AUGAACAUAGCUCGUCACAAACUGAUCCACACGGGACUGAAGGUGUUCACCUGCGAUCUCUGCGAGUACAGCACCAACCAGAAGUCCAAUCUGGAGUGCCAUCGUCGUCGGCACGCGAGGGAUUACAGCUUCACGUGCGAGACGUGCGACAAGGGCUUCUUCCACAGGACCGAAUAUCUCGAGCACCGGAACGCGCACACGAGCAAGGGUCUGUAUCGUUGCGAGCACUGCUCCAAGCGUUACCUGUACAAGAAGAAUCUCUCGGUACACCUGAUGACGCAUCACACCGGCAAACAGGGUACCGGCGCUGUGCCCUGCGCGAGGAACGCGAAGACGAGACACGCCUGCAACUUCUGCCCGGAGAGAUUCGCGUACAAGAGACUGUUGAAGAGGCACAUGAGGAACGAGCACGGACUCCCGUCGGACACGCCGGCGAGGCAUCUGUGCGACUUGUGCGGCGCGAAAUUGUCGUCGAUGAAACGGCUGACGGUGCACAAACGUAAUCACGUCGGCGAGAAGGCGUUCGAGUGCGACACGUGCGACAAGAGGUUCGCCAGCAAAGAGAACCUGACCGUUCACAGGCGAACGCACACGGGCGACAAGCCGUACGUCUGUCCGCAGUGCGGCCGCGGUUUCACGCAGAGGACCUCCCUGGUUUUGCAUCUGCGAUAUCACUCGGGUGAAAGGCCUUAUCGGUGCUCGGAUUGCGGCAAGGGAUUUGUGUCUAACACUUUGCUGAAGAGGCAUCGCAAAGUGCACGAGAAAGCCGCGCGACCGAAACUGUGA